AUGUCCAUAUUCGAGAGACACCAUUUUAGUCCGAUCGCUGCGCCAGCCAGGACACUCUGGAAUUUCACGAUCCCUGCUCUAGCGUUGGGCCAUGCAGCACUUGCACACGCAAUGCUGGCUCUCGGAGCGUUGCAUCUUGCAAAGUUGAACAACACCUCCGAGAAUCCUGCGAUCAAGCAUUUUACCUACGCCGUCCGUCGAGUCGGGAGGCUGUUGGGGCUCCCUCAACGACGCCACGAAACUCCGACCCUCGCGACAGUUAUGCUUCUUGGGUAUUACGAAGUUGUGGCGGGUGAUCACUCGCGCUGGAAUCUUCACUUAUCAGGCGCUGCCAGGCUGGUGUUGGAGCAUGACUAUGCUGGCUUAACCCGUACUGCAAGGCGAAUGCGCCACGGUGCGAAGGCGAGACUGAGCCAGUGGACAGCUCAAUUUGCCUUGACGGAGGAGAAUUACGCUCGCGUGGCGGGCAUCCCGCUUGCCCUCCUCGAUGAUGCUGACUGGGAGGUCGACCAAGCACUGAUUUCUCGGCUGCUAGGCGUUCGCGUGGACUAUGACCAUCAAUAUCAACCGAACUUUAGCCUACGCGCGACUUCAUCAACUCUCAGUGAGAAAGAUGUGGAAGAACUGAAGACGAAGAUGAGUUUGAGAUGGUGGUAUUGCAAGCAGGACGUCUUCCAGAGCAUGGUCUCUGGUGAUCCACCACUAAUGGCUCUCGAAAACUGGAUGUACUGUCCGCCCAGAGGUCAAUUCGGACGCGCCGAUGCCCCAUAUGCCACAUUCGAUCACUUGCUGCUUGUUAUGGCACGUCUGUGUGAUUUUGGAGGCAAAGAUCGAAGGCGGAAGCAGAAAGCGGUAGCUGCUCAAGGUGGACAAUGGAGACCGCCACCAUGGCUGUUUGGAUCGCAGAGGCCGCCCAUGCCACCCGGUGGCCAUGGUGGUCCGGGCUCCUCCAAGUCAUCUUCAGGCUCGCUCGCUGGCCGGGCUCCUGCUUCCGCCACACCGGCAGGAGCUCAGGAUGGAACAAGAUCCACUCCUCCGAGUGCGAAUGAGGGUAGGGCCAGGCAAAGCAAACCAAGCGCACCCGGUGGAAUAGUGCCAGGACCCAAGCAAGGCGCAAGUCCACCCAUGCUAGGGAUGAUGCCACCACCAGCGGAGCCUCCAGAGCUGGAUUCGGCUUUUCAAUCGAUGGAUGCAAGCAUCAAGGAUCCCGCCUUUGCCGUCGUGCGCGAGCACAAGGAAUCCAGCCCGCCCACGAAUCUCGAGGAUGACACUGCAAGAGCCAUGGCCGAAUACGAGGAAAUCACGAAGGCGUUUGAUCUCUUCGCGCAAUCACUGGGUCCGGAUUUUGAAGCGCUAAACGACAGCUCAAACCGCAUCUCUUCACCGUUCGGGCCAGCACUGGUGUACAAAAAUGCGGCGAUUGCUUGCGUGUGGGCGUGCUACUAUAUGGCGCGUAUCUCACUCCAACGAUUACACCCUGAGAUGCCGCCGGCCGCGAUGGUGGCUGCGGGUGUAACCGCACACCUCACCCACGACUACGCGCAGAAGGUGGGCAAGAUAUGCGCCGGGCUCUACGCAACGCAGCACUAUGGCCAGACUGGUGCUCUCGAUCCCAGCUUUGCCGGUGCGUUGAUGGAGAGUACCUUCUUCCUGCUCUUUGCUGGGGUCCAGUAUACCGACGCGGCACAGCGCGGGUGGACAAUCAGCAAGCUUAAGGACGUCGAACGGCGAUGCGGAUGGCGUACGUCUGGAGCUAUCGCCGCAGGGUGUGAGACUGCGUGGGAACGCAUGGCGCAAGCCGGAAGGGGACCUCCGUAUGAACGACGGCGAGAUAUUCGGAACUUGGACUCUCGGGUGAGCGGCAUCUCACUUCGAUCAGACACCUCAUCGCCUCAGAGCGGACAGCAUUCAGAUGUCGCUGCUGAUCAACACGAAUCCGAAUUCGUCAAUCAUGACCGCAGCCUCAUUGACCGAUCAAGCUCCACUCGAGUUCACUGGGCACUUGGCUUACUCUCGGUGGAGGAGGAUAUCAAGAAGAUGACAUUGGACGACGACUAG
Cladophialophora yegresii CBS 114405 is the source of this 2058-nucleotide messenger RNA. RefSeq lists its product as uncharacterized. The record is from RefSeq and is a predicted model, not a curated record. Gene Ontology annotation, cellular component: nucleus. Gene Ontology annotation, molecular function: transcription cis-regulatory region binding; DNA-binding transcription factor activity. Bases 1 to 2058 code for a protein of 685 amino acids. Gene Ontology annotation, biological process: positive regulation of transcription by RNA polymerase II. The transcript has a single exon. NCBI's taxonomy places the organism in Eukaryota, Fungi, Ascomycota, Eurotiomycetes, Chaetothyriales, Herpotrichiellaceae.